Molecule: messenger RNA, 1782 nt
Organism: Daldinia caldariorum
Lineage: Eukaryota; Fungi; Ascomycota; Sordariomycetes; Xylariales; Hypoxylaceae
Product: deoxyribodipyrimidine photo-lyase
Exons: 2
Coding region: 1-1782 (593 amino acids)
Biological process (GO): entrainment of circadian clock by photoperiod; circadian regulation of gene expression
Cellular component (GO): cytoplasm; nucleus
Molecular function (GO): FAD binding; DNA binding
Source: RefSeq, a predicted model, not a curated record
AUGGCUUCCAAGCGAACCGCCAAGCAAAGAGUCGCAAGCGACGACGAUACCAAAGAGGAACCCGCGAAGAGACCUAAACUUAGGAAUGGAGCUUCGGACCCGCUACGCGAGCCGCACCGUUUCGCGGCCGAAGCCGAGGAACACGGCAUCGUGCUGCGCAAAUUCUACCCGCCGGAAAUGAGCAACGCGCGCGCCCGGGCAUACAACGAUAACAAGAUCCCCCGCCCUAUCGAACAGCUGGAAGCCGCGGUGGAGGAGACCGCGUCGAUGCGGAAAGACACGAAGGUGAAGGAGGCUGUGAUCCACUGGUUCAAGACGGACCUUCGGACUACGGACAAUCGCGCCCUGUGGGAAGCCAGCCAGAAGGCCCGGGAAGCCGGCGUGCCGCUGAUAUGCAUAUACAUCGUCAGCCUCGAGGACUUCGAGGCGCACUUCACGUCGCCGCCGCGCGUCGACUUCGUGAUGCGCACCCUGCACGAGCUGAAGCGGGACCUGGCGGCUCUGGAUAUCCCCCUGCACGUCGAGACCGUCGCGAAGCGGACAAAAAUCCAGGAGCGCAUCGUGGAGUUCAUGGACGAAUGGGGCGCGAGCCAUCUCUACGCGAAUAUCGAAUACGAGGUCGACGAGCUGCGGAGGGACGCGCGGAUCGUGCGGGUGUGCGCGGACAGGGGAUUAGCUAUGGUGCUGUUCCACGAUACUUGCGUCGUCCCGCCGGGCGCGCUGCACACGGGCGCCGGGAAGCAGUACGCCGUGUACUCGCCGUGGUACCGGGCGUGGGUCGCGCACGUCCACGCGAACCAAGAGCUUCUCAGCUUACUCGAGCCUCCCGCGAAGAACCCCGCUGCGGCGCGGGAGAAGGUAGCGGCGCUGUUCGACUGCGAGAUCCCGGAAGUGCCGGAGAACAAGCGCCUGUCGGAGGAGGACGCAGCGAGGUUCCGCGCCACGUGGCCGGCGGGCGAGCGGGAGGCGAUGGCUAGGCUGGAGAAGUUCUGCGACGAGAAGAUCGGCGCGUACGGCAAGAAGCGCAAUUUUCCCGGCGACGCGGCGACGUCGUCGAUUUCGGUGCAUUUGGCUGCUGGGACGCUGAGCGCGAGGACGGCGGUGAGGACCGCGAGGGAUAGGAAUAAGACGAAGAAGCUGGAUGCUGGUGUGGAAGGCAUCCAGGCUUGGAUCAGCGAGGUGGCGUGGAGAGACUUUUACAAACACGUCUUGGUCCACUGGCCUUAUAUCUGCAUGAACAAGCCGUUCAAGCCCGAGUACGCCAACAUCGAGUGGUCGUACAACUCGGCGCACUUCGAAGCCUGGUGCGCGGGGCGCACGGGGUACCCGAUCGUGGACGCGGCGAUGCGGCAGAUGCGGAGCAUCGGGUACAUGCACAACCGGUGCCGGAUGAUCGCGGCCUCGUUCCUGAGCAAGGACCUGCUGCUGGACUGGCGGCUGGGAGAGCGGUUCUUCAUGGAGCGCCUGAUCGACGGGGACUUCGCGUCGAACAACGGGGGGUGGGGGUUCAGCGCGUCCGUGGGCGUGGACCCGCAGCCGUAUUUCCGCAUUUUCAACCCCCUGCUGCAGAGCGAGAAGUUCGACCCCCGCGGUGAGUACAUCCGCAAAUGGGUCCCCGAGCUGAGGGGGGUCGAGGGAAAGGCCGUGCACGACCCGUAUAAUAGGGGCGCGGAGGAGAAGGCGAGGAAGGAAGGGUAUCCCCGACCCAUUGUGGAUCAUAGGGAGAGCAGGGAGCGCGCGUUGAGGGCUUAUAAGGCUGGGAUUGGGCGGGAUAAGCCGUGA